Molecule: messenger RNA, 4316 nt
Organism: Erinaceus europaeus (western European hedgehog)
Lineage: Eukaryota; Metazoa; Chordata; Mammalia; Eulipotyphla; Erinaceidae
Gene: CC2D2B
Product: coiled-coil and C2 domain containing 2B
Exons: 34
Coding region: 1-4287 (1428 amino acids)
Biological process (GO): non-motile cilium assembly; protein localization to ciliary transition zone
Cellular component (GO): ciliary transition zone
Source: RefSeq, a predicted model, not a curated record
AUGCUCAUUGGGCGCCUGGAGUUGGCCCUAGAGCUCCCAGAGGGCUACGGGCCUGCAGGGUGCAGGUUGCGAGCGGGCCUGGACGGUGCAACUGAAAGAACCAUCAUGAAAAAGAUCUCAAAGAGAAGAGAAGACAUUAGAAAAAAGUUGCAGAUAUCAGAAGAGUCAGAUAACAUUUUUGCAGUAGAAGAAAAUAUAGACAGGCAUCUUCAAAAAGGUACAGAAGAAGAUAAUCUGAAAGAAACAUUAAGAGGCAAAGUAAGAGAAAAGUUAAAAUAUGCAAAGGCUGAAGUUUUACUGGAUGAAGGUCUGUCGUUUUUCAUUCUGAAUGGUGAAGAACGCUCAGCUCUGGGCCAAUCUUCGGAACAGGUCCAAGAUGAAGAUUUGGAAGAAGUUAUUUUUCCAGAUUUAAUUGAAAUAAAAGCUGCUGAAUAUGAAGAUGAAGAACAAAUAAAAAAGCAUCAGGCAAAUAUUUUUGAGCCCAGUAGUUCUCCAGUGGUCUUCCAACGCAAACUACCAAAAGACAUGACACCACGCAUCUUAGAAGAUGAAGGAUUCUAUAUUCAGAAGAAGCCAGAAAUAUAUAAGAAGGCCUGCAACAGAAUGGAGAAUCGUCUGCUUAAACUGGAGGAGGGGAAGUGUUGGUUUGAAGAAAGUGGAGAAAUAAUUUCACUACCAUCACCUAUUAGACAGUCACGGAAUUUCAGAGUAAACUUGAGCAAGGAAUCUUUAAAUCCAGCGCUAAAGACCAAAUACAGGAAGGCAGUGAAAUCUGAUCUGGAAAACAUUAUUAGUAAUAGAACGGAUGGUCAAAGGGAAAUAUACCAGUUAGAUUUCAACAUUGUGGGUUUGCAAUUCAGCCAUCACCCUCUCUUCAAUAAAGAGCAAGUGUUGUGUGCUAGACUGCUCCAUCUUUAUGAGUGUUUCCAGGACAGGCAGCAACAGAACAUUCUUCAGCUACUUCAUGAUAAGCUUACAGCACUGACAAACACUGUCACAUCAGUCCGUGAAAACUUGGAACUAGGACAGCUAAACAGAAAACAUUUACAAGAAUAUGACUGGCAGAUAAAUAACACCAAACACCUCUAUGACAUAGAAAAGGAAAAGGACUCCUCCCUAAUACACAGCUUAUUAAAGACUUGGAAACAGUUAAAAUCUCUUCGGCAACAGCAAGGGUUUAUAACCACCCCAGUAAAGUUACAAUUUCAGAGGAUGAAAGUGAAUACAUAUGAUGAACAUAAACAAGAAGUGUCAGAAAUGUCUAAGACUGAGAAGAAAGCAGGAGGACAAACGCUUCAGAAUGGAGGAAAACAGGAGAUUCUGUCACAAUUAACUUCAGAAUUUGAUGAAACAGAUGUUGAAAAAGGAAAGCAAAUAUCCUUGAUACCAAAACUUUCUUUCACUGCAGAAUUAACAAGCUUAUCCAAAUGUUCACUGCAAGAGCAGAAGAGGAGACUCAGAAUUCAUAAGUUCAAGUAUUUUGUGAAAAUACUGUAUAACAAUAAGCAAGUUUCUUGCACUGUGAUAUCUCCCCUCCAGUCUGAUUUUAAAGUCAUGUUUCAGCAAAUUUUCAAUCUUCGGUUAAUAUACUGGCCUGAAACAAUCUGCUUAGAGCUGUACGAAAUACAUAAAAGGACAACCUUAUUGGCAAAAAUAUAUGUUCCUUUACCUAACAACACAGAACCGAUUAAAAAAACUUUGGAAUACGCUGAGUUUAGUUCUGAAAAGCCAGUCAAACCUGCAUGUGGAGAAAUAGGAAGCAAUGUGCCCGUUCUUCUUGAGGGAAAUGGAGCUGAAGUGUAUCUUUUGACAUCAGGAAAACUAAGCUAUUCUCUAUCAUGGGUCUUAGAUGGAAAUGGUAUUCCUCGAAUACCUAUGUCACGGUCAUUAAGAUCUGCCUACUGCAAUAUGUUAAGGAAUAUGCAUACCAGAGGUACUCCUGGGGUUCCUUGCUUCAUGAACGAACAGAAUCUUUGUGAAUGGGCAGAAGCAGUCAGAAUUGACCCAAAUAAUCCAGAGUAUUCUGAUCUAAUGGAAUAUAUUAUGUACAUACAGCAUAAACGGCAGGAUUUUCAAAAGUAUUUUCGGCUUGAACAGCUCCAAGAUGAAUGUAACUUUGUUUCUGAAGAGGAAAUGAAAAAGAAUAAACGUUUCCAGCUAUUGCAGCUUAGAAAUUCAGGUCAAUUAGAUGUUUUCCUUCUGCAGAAAAUACCCCUCUAUGACAGAGAAAUUCCAGAUGUAAUCUUACAGGAAUGUGAAAGUCAGAUUGAAAAGGAUGUAUCAGUUUCAGAUGUGAAUUCAAUUACUGCACAAAGAAUUAAUUCUACCAAUUUUCUGCAAAAGAUGAGAAGAUUGAUAACGAAAAGAAUUGUCAAAGUUAACAGAUUUAACUUAUCAGAUAUUGUGAGUGAUUAUGAAGAAAUUGUAUCAGCAAGCCAGCUAACCCAUGCAAUUUGUAAACUUAUUGAACAACGAAGAAAGUUAAAGCCUCAGAGAAAAGAAAGGAAAAGAGUGGCAUCACAGACUGUCUGUGAUGGAGAUAUUAAGAUUCUUGUCAGAAUUCUGAGAGCUUAUAACAUUCCUACCAGGAAAACAAUAGUCAAUAGGAUCUUGGAUAUACCUACUUAUCUGAUGUCAUCCAUAUCACGCCUCAGGCAUAAAGAACUCAUCAAAUCAGUGGCAGUCAGAUCUGAGGAUGAGAGCUUCAAAGAGGAUAGUGUUCACCCUUUUGUGGAAGUUUCCUUUCAAAACACUGUAUAUGGCACCAGUACAGCAAGUGGAUCUCAUCCGUGCUGGAAUGAAGAAAUUAAAAUAGAUUUUGUCUCACCAGGACAUGAUUAUAGCUUCUCCAGCUUAUCUAAAGUAAAAGAAAGCAUAUAUAUCAACAUUUUUGAUGAAAUGAUUAUUGAAAAACAUGAGGAUCAAUGUCCCAAGACCUGCAGUGGCCAUUCAUAUGUAAGAAAGAACUGGCUUGGAUCAAUUGUCUUUCCUUUCUCUACUCUUCUGCAACAGUCUGAGAUUAGUGGAACAUUUCAAGUAAUUAUUCCACCAGUUUUGCUUGGGUAUACUUGGAGUAAGACUUAUGUAUCUCCUAAAGAAGAACAUAAUGGGCAAAAUUUAAAAGAAUGUACAUUUUUAAAUAUUUUUGCUACUAUUGAACCUCAAAUAUCAUGUGUCACCUCUUGUCCAGAAAUAGACAAGUUUUCAGAUCAAGUAGAUAUUUUGAAGAGAGCAUGGAAUUUUAAACAACAUUGUAAAGCGUUGUUUCCUAACCGAAGAAUUACAACAACUGUUUUUAAUGAUAAAGGAGAACAGAUCUUAGUAACAAGAUAUAUCAAGGCAUUGAAUCCACCUCAAGAACUUCUGGAUACAUUUCUUCAUAAUUCUAAUGCAACCCUUGAUCUUGUUGCUCGAUUUGUGUCUUUGAUUCCUACUGUGCCUGAUACAUUGAAUGAAAAUGAUGGUUUUGAAAUAUGGAUGACAUCAGAGCGCUGCAUCAGUCUGGCUAUUGGGAAUAAGGAGGAACAUGCUAUACUCCUCUGCAAUUUCUUUCUGUAUUUUGGGAAAAAAGCUUCAGUCCUUCUGGGAACUUCAGUGUUGGAAGGACAUGUGGCUUAUGUCAUAACUAAAGAAACGAAUGAAUAUUUGCUUUGGAAUCCUUUAACCGGGCAAUGUCAUAAGCAAUUUGACCCAUUCUGUCCUUUACAAAGUGUCGACUGUUUAUUUGAUGGUGAAAAUGUCUGGUUUAAUAUUGCACAAAACAAUAUACCAAUGGCUGUACAUUUUGAUAAUUCAAAGGAAGGCUUUUGGAAACAGUUGCUUCCAAAAAAUUUUCAAGGGACAAAUGCCCAAAGUAUACAGCCUGAAGAAAUAAUCUAUUCUGAUACUGACAAGAGCAUGGUAGAAGAUUUAAAGAACAGGAUUGAAAGGACUCUGAAAUGUAAAAUAAUGGAAUGGAGACCAAAACAGCCAACACGUUGGAAUCGACAGUGUACUUUUAUUUUGAGACAAAUCCUUCCUAAGCUAGAGCUGGGCACUGGAAGCUUUGUUUCGUCUGAAGAAGAAAGUGAAUUUGAAAAAUUACUACAGUUUUAUUGGGUGACGGGAUUUCCUCUCCAGAUGCCAUACACUGACGUACAAUCUGUUAUCGAUAUGGUGCAUCAAACUGGAAUUCACGCCUCAGAAUUUCCCCAGACAGAAUUUGCUCUAGCUGUAUACAUUCACCCAUACCCAAACAACAUACUAUCUGUGUGGGUCUACUUGGUUUCCCUAGUUCGACAUCAGUGAAAAAAGAAGGGGGGCAUUGUAAUGUGGGC